This is a messenger RNA of Stylonychia lemnae, 711 nucleotides long. The record is from the annotation of a GenBank genome assembly. NCBI's taxonomy places the organism in Eukaryota, Ciliophora, Spirotrichea, Sporadotrichida, Oxytrichidae.
AUGUCUUUAAGAGAAUCAAAAUUAGAAAAGGAUCCUGUUCAAAAGCAUCAUUUCAGCUAUUUGCAUUUUUUUACUGGAGCUUUUUCAGGUGCUCUUUCAAGAACAUUGACUAACCCAUUAGAGAGACUAAAGAUAUUAAGACAAUGCACAACAGCUGAGUAUCAAGGAUUGACAAUAAUGCAAUCAUUUGCUUUCAUGUGGAAAGAAGAAGGCUUUAAAGGAUUCUUUAAAGGCAAUGGUACAAACAUAAUAAGAGUGGCACCAUUCUCUGCAUUUGAGUUCUUCUUUUAUGAAUUCUACAAACAUUUAUUCUACAGAGACAGAUCAGCUACAGACUUCUCAUCAAAGUUAAUUUGUGGAGGUCUUACUGGUAUGACAGCAUCAACACUAACAUACCCCCUUGAUUUGAUCAGAACAGUUUUAACAAUUUAAGUUAGAGAAGACACAAGAAAUCUUGGUAUUUGGGGAUGUGGCAAGAAAAUUUAUUUGACUGAUGGUCUAAUAGGUCUCUAUAAGGGCUGGUUCGCUACUAUGGGGAUGGAUGGACAUGAAUCAUAUAAAGGGGUUGUUGAUGUCAUUAAUAAGAUCGUUGAAAAAGAGGGUCCAAAAGGACUUUUCAAGGGUCUCGUACCUUGCUACUUGAAAGUUAUACCUGCUACCGCUAUACUUUUCAUGACAAAUGAGAGACUAAAAAAAUGGUUACAAAUUUGA